Molecule: messenger RNA, 4348 nt
Organism: Lathyrus oleraceus (garden pea)
Lineage: Eukaryota; Viridiplantae; Streptophyta; Magnoliopsida; Fabales; Fabaceae
Product: pentatricopeptide repeat-containing protein At3g22150, chloroplastic
Exons: 2
Coding region: 86-2563 (825 amino acids)
Biological process (GO): RNA modification
Molecular function (GO): protein binding; RNA binding
Source: RefSeq, a predicted model, not a curated record
UUAACCAUGGGUAGUAAUAGAAGUAGAUAGAUGAGAAACUAUGGUAUUAUUAGUGAUAGAAGAGCCACAUGCAUGAAAACAAACAAUGAAUGGAAAAACAGCAACAACGAUGACUUCUCCCGCCGUCCCUCUCCCCGUCUCCACCACAUCCACACCGUCAACCGCCGCCACUCAAAUCCGCGUCGCCGCAAAACAGAAAGAGUGGAACAAAGCAAUCAGCACAAGCAUCCGUUCACGUCUCAGCAAACUAUGCCGAGAAGGCCAACCUCACCUCGCUCGUCAACUCCUCGAAUCUCUUCCCCGUCCUUCCACCGUCGUCUGGAACUCCGUCAUCAUCGGUUUCAUCUGUAACAAUAUGCCUCUCGAAGCUCUUCUUUUGUACGCUCAAAUGAGAUCCAAACCAGACACUCGUUUUGAUCCUUACACUUUCUCCUCCACUCUCAAAGCUUGUGCAUUAACCAAUGAUGUUAUUACCGGUAAAGCUAUUCAUUCUCAUUUUCUUCGUUCUCAUUCCAGUACUAACCCUGGUCCUAGUAGAAUUGUUUACAAUUCGCUUUUGAAUAUGUACUCUUCUUGUCAACAUGAUUAUGUCCUCAAGGUGUUUGGUGUAAUGCGUAAACGAAAUGUUGUUGCUUGGAAUACUUUGAUUUCUUGGUAUGUUAAGACCAAUCGGUAUCACGAAGCCGUUGAUGCUUUUGGUACUAUGAUUAGUCUUUCCGUUGCGCCUACUCCUGUUACUUUUGUUAAUCUCUUUCCUGGUUUAUCGAAAUUCGGUGAUUCUAGAAUUGCUCAUUUGUUUUAUGGAUUUCUUCUCAAAUUUGGUAAUGAGUAUGUUAAUGAUGUGUUUGUUGUUAGUUCUGCGAUACUUAUGUUUGCUGAUCUUGGUUGCAUGGAUUAUGCUCGUAAGGUUUUCGACCAAUGUUUGAACAAAAAUACUGAGAUUUGGAAUACUAUGAUUGCUGCUUAUGUUCAGAAUAACUGCCCAGUUGAAGCAAUUGAUGUGUUUGUUCAAGCCUUGGAGUCAGAGGAAGAGGAGGGUUUCUGCGAUGAUGUAACUUUGCUCUCUGUUAUUACUGCUGUUUCACAGGUGCAGCAAAUUAAAUUGGCUGAGCAGCUGCAUGCGUUUGUUCUAAAAAGUUUGCCUGCUUCGCUAAUUAUAAUUCUCAAUGCUAUAAUGGUUAUGUACUCGAGAUGCAAUCUUAUUAAUACUUCGUUCAAGGUUUUUGAUAAGAUGUUGGAAAGGGACGCUGUUUCGUGGAAUACAAUAAUAUCUGCCUUUGUACAGAAUGGUUUCAAUGAGGAGGCGCUUAUGCUUGUUUGUGAGAUGCAGAAGCAAAAGUUUUUGAUUGAUUCUGUUACCGUGACUGCUCUUUUUUCUGCAGCUUCUAAUCUUAGGAAUAUGUAUAUUGGAAGGCAAACUCAUGCAUAUUUGAUUCGCCGUGGGAUACAGUUUGAGGGGAUGGAGAGUUAUUUGAUAGAUAUGUAUGCAAAAUCCGGCUCAAUUAGGACUUCUGAAUUGUUGUUUGAGCAUAACUGCCCGAGUAAUAAAGACCAGGCCACAUGGAAUGCUAUGAUUGCUGGUUAUACUCAGAAUGGGCUCAAUGAGAAAGCUAUUCUUCUUCUUAAUGAGAUGUUGGUGCAAAAGGUACUACCAAAUGCGGUGACAUUGGCAUCAAUUCUUCCUGCUUGUAGUUCAAUGGGAAGCAUGGGAUUCGCUAGGCAAAUUCAUGGAUUCUCCAUCCGUCAUUUCUUGGAGAAAAAUGUUUAUGUGGGAACUGCUUUAACUGACUCAUAUUCCAAAUGUGGUGCAAUUAGUUAUGCUGAAAAUGUUUUUGUGAGAAUGCCCGAGAAGAAUUCGGUCUCAUACACCACAAUGAUAAUGUGCUAUGGUCAGCAUGGGAUGGGUAAGAGAGCUCUUACCCUGUACGACUCUAUGCUGAGAUCUGGCAUUAAGCCUGAUGCAAUUACUUUCGUUGCCAUCUUGUCUGCUUGUAAUUACUCUGGAUUGGUUGAUGAAGGCCUUCAAAUAUUUGAAUCUAUGGAGAAAGUACAUAAAAUUAAGCCUUCAAUCGAACAUUAUUGUUGUGUUGCCGACAUGUUAGGGAGGGUUGGAAGGGUGAUUGAAGCCUAUGAGUUUGUUAAGGGACUGGGUGAGGAUGGUAACAGCAUGGAAAUCUGGGGAUCUAUUCUUGGGUCAUGUAAAAAUCACGGGCAUUUUGAAUUGGGAAAAGUUGUUGCCAAAAAAUUGCUGAAUAUGGGUAGGGAGAAAAGAAUGGCAGGAUAUCAUGUUCUGCUCUCAAAUAUUUAUGCAGAGGAAGGAGAGUGGGAAAAUGUUGAUAGAGUGAGAAAGCAGAUGAAGGAAAAUGGUUUGCAAAAAGAAACAGGAUGUAGUUGGGUUGAGAUUGCUGGGUUUGUAAACUGCUUUGUAUCUAGAGAUGAGAAGCACCCUCAAAGUGAUGAAAUAUGUUAUAUGUUGGACAAGUUGACUAUGGACAUGAAGGACGCGGGUUACAAACCACUUUACGGCUUAAAUUUAAAUAUGAUUUUGGAUUCUAAUGAAUGAAUUGAAUAAUUAUCACAAGUUUUUAUCAGAGGGAGGUGGUGGUUGGUUUAUGGUGGGAAUUGUUAUGAAAGUAACAACUGAUAAUAGUUUCUGGACCUGCAUAAAUUUAUCCUAUGUACACCACAACAGCCACUUGUUUGAAACACUUAGGCUGUUCAUUCAUUUGAAACAGAUUGUAAUUGGUUAAAAAAUCAAACCAUUCAUGUAUAUUACGACUGUGAAAUAAUUACUUACAAGUUUGAUCAUACUUUUAUCUCCAAUUCAAGAAACUGUGGCUACAUCUAGGUUGAAUAUUGUUGUUUCGAAUUUGUUUGGGGUCCAGGUACAUGAUAGGGUUACAACACUAGGACUAAAGUCUAAAAGCAGGAUGAUGAGUAAGUUUUCUUGUUUCUCUCUCACUGGAUGCUCGGUAAGAAUAUUGUAUUGUUUUGGAUUUCCUUUUUACAAAUGAGUACUAUGGAAUAUGGCAAGCUGUCAGAUUUUAUCAGAGGGACCUAUCUUUCUAUAAGGAGGAAAAAGGUUCUAUGAAAGGUUGUGUUUAACUUUAACAGUUCUAAUUAGUGUUUUAAAUUUGGUUAAUUCUACUUCUUAAUUCUUCUCAGAAUUCAGAAGUCUAGAUUCUUUGUCCUUAACCAUGCUCCAUGGUUGUCAUUAGGCUAUGUAAACUCCUGUCUGUUAAAGUCACGUCAAGUCUGAGAAGGCAUGAUUUAGGGGCUCAAUUUGACAUUUUCACAUAAACUACAUCAGUAUUUAUCCUCUCUGCUUUGACAUGUACAGAACACAGUCUACAUGUCUAUUCAGUUGGAUGUAUAAAUUUCCAAUAGGUCUGACCUUAGACUAAAUGUAAAUUCAAUGGUGUCUAUAUAAAACAAAAUACCAUGUAUGCUCAUAGUCAUAGCAGUUUAUAUUGGAAAUGUGCCAAUAUAAAAAGUUUUGUUUGUGACUAAUUUGUGACUUGGUGAUUUUUUUUAUGUGAUGAAGAGUCAAUAUUAGUUAAAUAAUUGGAUAUUAGAUAUCUGAACAAGGAGCGCACAUUAUAUAGAGAGAAUUUGAGAGAACUAUAACUCUAUUUAUCUGUAUUAUUCUUCUAUUCAGGUAAUGUUGCAAUUACAAUAAGAUGCAAUCUACUUUUAAUUCAUCAGUUUAAUAAUUAGCAAAAAUCUGAAUACCUGCAGUACCGUAACUUGAACAAGUGUAUUUGAUGCUGUAGAUGACUUGUAUCUUGAAGCCAUGUAAUUUUGAUCCACAUUCAAACAAUUCUUUAUGAAUUUCACUUUACUAAAAUAAAUGGUGUAUUUUAGUUUAGAUUAUGAAGUGCAGAACUAUAUCAGCUACCUGUCAAUUGUUAUUAUGAAGGAAUGACUAAGAUUUUAAUACCAUAGUUUUUUUUAUGCAUGUACAUAUAUUCUAUUUUGUUCUAUCUAUUGGUAUCAGUGCCUCUCGAUCGGACCAUGGAUCACCAACCGUUUAUAUACAUGCACUAAAUCCAAAAAGGUGUUGGACGUGAAGAGGUAAACCCAAAAGACCGUUGGGCUUGAAGGUGUGUAUUUGGAAAAUUUCAAAUCCCACAUUGGAUAAACAUAGAGCAUUGAAAGAGUUUAUGGUACUGUUUGGCAUGACAUUUUUUGAGUUUAUAAUUUAUAGUUUAUAAGGUCAUAUGACAAAAUAAAAGACCUGGUUGGUAUCACAAACUUUUAGCUUAUUUUACUAACUUAUAGUUAUUUUUCAGAAGCUAUUUCAAAUAGCGUUUUAUCUUAUAGUUUAUAGCUUAUAAUUUUUUUUCCA